AUGUCACUGUCGAAUCCAAGUACUAAGAAACCUAGAAUCAGUGGGCAAACACUUGCAGAAAACAACAUCUUCUUUUAUAGCGAAGUCCAUUAUCCCCACAAGUUAAUGAAAUGGCUCCAACCAAUUCGUCAGCUUCUCAUACGCCGGCGGACCAAAAUUCCUUGCAACAUCAGAGACGAACUCAGAGACGAACUUGAAAAUUUCCGUGAUCUGGACACAAACGAGUACAAUAACAUGACCAAUACUAAGUCAUUCGAAAGUUCUGUCGAUAGGUGGGACUUGCAACCUGACGACGAGGAUUUUGAAACUGCAUCUCCAGGGACGAAUCUUUUUGGAAGAGCUGAUACUAUAAAUCUGAGGGUACGGAAAGAAUUGGAAUCCUGUUUUGACAUCUCACAAAAGUUCGUCAAGCUACGCGGAGAUCAAGAAUUUGAGCGCGAAUGGCAAAAUGUCUUGCAGGAACAUAUCUUCACAGUCUAUCGAAGUGACGAAGCAGGCUCCGAUUCUUUCAAGUGA
This is a messenger RNA of Bipolaris victoriae FI3, 516 nucleotides long. RefSeq lists its product as hypothetical. The transcript has a single exon. Lineage: Eukaryota; Fungi; Ascomycota; Dothideomycetes; Pleosporales; Pleosporaceae. The record is from RefSeq and is a predicted model, not a curated record. The coding region runs from base 1 to 516 and encodes 171 amino acids.